Messenger RNA from Paramecium tetraurelia, 999 nucleotides. RefSeq lists its product as uncharacterized. The transcript has 2 exons. Gene Ontology annotation, biological process: regulation of DNA-templated transcription. NCBI's taxonomy places the organism in Eukaryota, Ciliophora, Oligohymenophorea, Peniculida, Parameciidae. Gene Ontology annotation, molecular function: DNA-binding transcription factor activity. The record is from RefSeq and is a predicted model, not a curated record.
AUGAAUUAUAUUGAUUAAGAUGAUUGUAAUAUCCCUUUUGAUUACGAGGAUGAUUUAAUUUUCCCUCCCUAUUAUGAAAAUGCAGAAACACCCGAACAUAGCAAAUCUACUGAUUUAGAAUAAAAGAUCAAAAACGAUAGAAAAGAAAGGAUUUUGAAAAAAAGAAUAGAAAAAAAACAAAAGACCAAUUCUGAUUCUAGCAACAAUCUCUCAAAAGAAGAGAUAAGGAAACUAAGAAAUAGAAAUUCUGCCUAACAGUCAAGAGAUAGAAAAAAAUAAUAGUUUGAUUCUUUGAUGUUAGAGAACCAAAAUUAUUAAAUCUUACUAAAACAAUAGGAAGAGUAAAUUUAAUUAUUAAUUGAAGAAAACAAUUAGUAAAGAUUAAAAAUACAAUACUUGGAAGAAAUAAAUUAAAGUUACAAAUGUAUGAAUUGUGCAUCGGAAGUAAACCAUGAGAUGAUAAGAGUAAAUGUCAUUUCUAAAUAAAAGAUGAUGAACUAUGGAUUAUUAUCUUUGUUGACAAUCACUUGUAUUUUGUCAAUUGUCAAUAAUGAAUACGAAUUCUCACCAAAGCCAAUAUCACUUCAUCAGAUUUCAGAAUAAAAAUAUGAAUUUUUAGCUCCUAAAUAAAAAUAAUAGUUUUCAAAUCCAACAUCAUUAACACUCUACAACCAUUUAACCAUGCCUGAACAUUAAUAUAAUAAUCAAACUCUAUUUUAUAAUUGCACAGGCAAUUAAAAGGAAUGUCAAUCAUUUUUAAAUAUCAUCAAGGCUGAGAAUUCUAAUAAUUUAUAUUUUGUAAAUGAUGCUUAAGAACACUUCCCUGCUGAACAAGAUCAUUAUUUCGAGAAAGGAGAAAAUGUUUAUUUAAUCAAAAUCAAACAAGAUGAUGAAGACAACUUUUAGAUAUUUAGGGCAAGAUGCUAAAUAACCGAAAGUAAUAAGUUGUUUUUCGAAAGGGACGAUUAAGAUUCUUAUAACAAUAGUUUGUAAUACUGA